AUGGCUCUCACCGAGUCUUCCGCGCCUCUCACCAACGGCGCAUCGCAGCCCCUCUCCCCCGAAGAGCGCAAACGUCUCCUACGACGCAAGAUCAUCUCCCUCGCCGGCUCGGUAUGCGUCGCCCUCUCCGCCGGCUCCAACUACGCGUUCUCCUCCUUCGCACCCCAACUUCAAGAGUCGCUCCACCUCACCUCCACGCAGAUCAACCUCAUCGGCAUUGCGGGCAAUGCAGGCGUCUACCUCUCGUCGCCGCUGUGGGGGCGGUUCAUCGACAAGCGCGGGCCGCACACGGCGCUCAUCGUUGCAGCUGUGCUCGUGCCGAUUGGGUACUCAGGUCUGUCGCUGAGCUACUCGGGCGACUGGUCGUUGCAUUCGACAAGCCUGUUGUUCGGCCUGAACCUGCUGACUGGCUUGGGAAACAGUGGCGGGUUCACAGCGGCGAUGAAUGCGCAGGCCAAGAGCUGGGGCGGCAGUCGGAGGGGUACCGCAACCGCGCUGGUGUUGUCUGGGUUUGGGCUGAGUGCCUUCUUCUACUCGUCUCUGUCGCAUCUGCUAUUCCCGGGCAACACCGGCGACUAUCUGUUGCUGCUAGCCUUCGGAAGUAUGACGAGCAUGCUGAUCGGUCUCGGGUUGAUCAAGAUCAUCCCACCCAUCGCGGAACCAGACGAAGACCGACAGGAUUCCCCACAAGCCGCGCGCGACUACCUACGCCGUCGAACCUCCUCGGACAUCGGUGCGCGCGCUACCAUCUGGCAGCAGCCCGAGACGCUUUCCGGCUCCCCCUCCGACGACGAGACCGAAGCCGAAUCCUCCCGCAACGCCACCACCCGCCUCGACGAGGACGGCGACAUCGAUCCCGAAUCCCAAGGUCUUCUUUCGGGUCGGGACGAAUCGAAACGCGAUUCGGCCACGGACAUCGAUCCGGCGCAUAUCGACAUUUCCGGUCGCCGUCUCUUUCAGCAGCUCGACUUUUAUCUCAUCUUCCUCGUCAUGACGCUUGUCUCCGGGGCGGGGUUGUUGCUGAUCAACAAUGUGGGGACGAUCACCAAGACGCUGUGGGAUUUCAAUCAUCGGGACAAUCCGGUUCUCGUCGCUGCAUCCAACGCUCCUCUUCGCAGGACUGCGUUCGAAGCGAUGAAGCUGAGCGCCAAGUCGUCCGUCCAACAGUUGCAGGCGAAACAAGUCUCGGCCAUCUCGCUGUGCAAUUUCUCGGGUCGAAUCAUCAUUGGUCUGCUUUCGGACUUGCUCGUCAAUCGAACGGGUACGGCUGCGGAUCGCGUAUGGCUCCUGAUCGUGGUGACAACCCUGGCGCUGGCGAGUCAGAUCCUGGCCGCUUACCCAGGCGCCAUCGGAACCACCGACGACCUCUUCGCCGUCUCUUCCCUCACGGGUUUGGCCUACGGUACACUCUUCGGCGUAUGCCCCACUCUCGUCUUCGAAUGGUUCGGCAUGAAGCAUUUCAGUCAGAACUACGGUUUCGUUUCCCUCUCCCCCGUCGUUGCAGGGAACGUGUUCAAUUUGCUCUUCGGACACAUCUACGACUCUCAUGUUCCACAGGAUACGACGAUGUUAGCCACGGUGCUCGAGGCGAUGAAGGGACACAGGGACGACCAUCCCGCUGCGAGACACCUCUGCAUGGACGGAGAGGAGUGCUAUCGUCAGGUGUUUGUCGUUACGAGCAUAGGAUGUGCGCUGGCGGUGGUGAUUAGUGCAGGGUUGAUCUGGAGACGCGCAAGGAACGUGCCGAGGUUCAUGAGUCGUGGGUGA
This is a messenger RNA of Kalmanozyma brasiliensis GHG001, 1767 nucleotides long. Its product is annotated as Major facilitator superfamily. The transcript has a single exon. The record is from RefSeq and is a predicted model, not a curated record. Lineage: Eukaryota; Fungi; Basidiomycota; Ustilaginomycetes; Ustilaginales. Gene Ontology annotation, biological process: transmembrane transport. Bases 1 to 1767 code for a protein of 588 amino acids. Gene Ontology annotation, cellular component: membrane. Gene Ontology annotation, molecular function: transmembrane transporter activity.